Diachasma alloeum is the source of this 1671-nucleotide messenger RNA. Its product is annotated as cysteine sulfinic acid decarboxylase. The transcript is spliced from 7 exons. Lineage: Eukaryota; Metazoa; Arthropoda; Insecta; Hymenoptera; Braconidae. Gene Ontology annotation, cellular component: cytoplasm. Gene Ontology annotation, biological process: carboxylic acid metabolic process. Gene Ontology annotation, molecular function: pyridoxal phosphate binding; carboxy-lyase activity. The record is from RefSeq and is a predicted model, not a curated record. Bases 1 to 1473 code for a protein of 490 amino acids.
AUGGCCACAGCAAGUGCCGAUCAGAUUCUGAAUGUUCUCGAGGAAGUGGUGGAAAUUUUUAAGCAAGAACAUGUGUUUGACACCACGGGGAAGUACCCAGUGGUUGAAUUCUUACAUCCGAAGGAAUUGCAGGAUAAAAUCGACGUCGCCUUGAGGGACGAUGGAGCCUCUUCGGAGGAGAUCAAGAAGGCGAUGAGGGAUAUUGUUAGGUACUCGGUGAAGACGUCCAAUCCACACUUUCAUAAUCAGCUGUACGCGGGUGUCGAUGGGUAUGGACUCGCGGGGGCUUGGAUAUCAGAGAGCCUUAAUACGAGCCAAUAUACUUACGAAGUAGCUCCCGUAUUCAUGCUCCUCGAGCGUGAAGUUCUCGACAAAGCUCUGUCCCUGGUAAACUACUCAGCCUUCCCCAACGCCGACGGAAUUCUCUGUCCAGGUGGAAGUAUCUCCAACAUGUACGGAAUGAUCUUAGCGCGUUACAAGCGAAUGCCACAAGUAAAGACAAAGGGCCUGAGUGGAUUACCACCUCUCGCGCUGUUCUCCAGUGAAUUGGGCCACUACUCCGUCCACAAAGGAGCUCAUUGGCUCGGAUUCGGUACUGAGAGUGUUUACAAUGUGAAAACUGAUUCCUUCGGGCGAAUGGAUCCCGAGGAUCUCAGGAGGGCCGUAAAGGAGGCGCGGGAGAAAGGAUUUGUUCCCUUUUUUGUUAAUGCCACUGCGGGGACUACUGUACUAGGAUCCAUAGACCCCCUCGAGGAGAUCGCAGGGAUUUGCGAGGAAGAGGAACUGUGGCUGCACGUCGAUGCAUGUCUCGGGGGCGCACUGCUCCUCUCCGCCAAAUAUAGAAAACGACUGAAAGGAAUCGAAAAGUCGAAUUCAAUAUCGUGGAAUCCACAUAAGAUGCUGGGCACACCUUUCCAGUGCUCGAUAUUUUUGGUAAACGCGAGGAAUCUGCUUCACGAGGCCAAUUGCGCGGGGGCUACGUAUCUCUUUCAACAGGACAAGUUCUACGAUGUCUCCUGGGACACUGGGGAUAAGAGUGUGCAGUGUGGGAGGAAGGUGGAUGCAGUGAAACUAUGGCUAAUGUGGAGAGCCAGAGGCACGAAAGGUCUCGCAGCCUCGGUAGACACCGCGAUGGAGACAGCCGACUACUUCUUACAAAAAAUUCAAAGCCGAAAGGGCUUUCGUCUCGUCUUCCCCAAAUUCGAGGGAAACACCGUCUGCUUCUGGUACGUCCCCCCCAGCAUGAGGACGCAGGAGGAGACCCCAGACUGGUGGCAGAAAUUGUACAAUAUCACGAGGGAAAUCAAGGAGCUGCUGGUGCUGGAGGGAACACUCAUGAUUGGGUACACUCCGAUGGGUCAGAAGAAGCUUGGAAAUUUCUUCAGGAUGGUCGUCAGCUGCCAGCCACCUCCCACCCAUCAAUCAAUGGACUUCGUCGUUCAGGAGAUCGAGAGGAUUGGGGAAAAACUGUGAAGAUGAGGCAGGGGAAAAACGAAAUUGCGCUUUUGCAUUCGUCAGGAAAUUCUAUUCGAUUUCCCUUGGAAUUUCAUUUUAAUAUUUUAUUCUUUCCUACAAUUCAUUCUGAUACGAUAUUUUCUUCAGUAAUUUUUUUUUACAUGAAUUUUCCUUUUUUUAUGUUACUUUAAAUUCUUCUUUUAAAAAAUUCCAGUA